CUGUGGUGCCCACUAUCUGGUGACUGGUAUCUUUACUUUGUUUACAUUAUUUUAUAUUUAUAAACAAUAGAUAUAUGAAAGAAGUUGAGAUAUUAGUUAAUUAACUUUCUUAGUGAAAUCACAUAUAAAAUAGCAUAAUGAAAAAUACAAUACCUUAGAUGGAAUUAACAAAUCUAUUAGGGCUUAUCGGACUAACCUACAAAAAUAUUGUGAUUUAAAAAAGUGACCUUAAAUUAAGAGUGGAAAUGUGUAUAUUAACAAGAGGAUUGAUACGCGUGAAAAGAUACGCUCAUAUAUGCAAGUUCAGUACACAGGGUUGCCGUCGACAGAAGAAUACUACAGGUGAUAACCCACUUGAGCUGAAUAAUACCAUUAUUGGUGCAGAAGAAGAUGGAAGAUGGCCUAGAAGAAUAGUAUCAGGUCUACAACCAACUGGAGCCUUGCAUGUUGGUAAUUACUUUGCUGCGGUGCGCCGUUGUGUACAGCUGCAAGAGCAAGGACAAGAUGUGAUGAUGUUUAUUGCUGAUUUGCAUGCUUUAACCACAAAACAGGUGAGCCCGGCCGCGAUGCAAGACAACACACUGCAGUUGACGGCAUAUCUGCUGGCCAGCGGCUUGGACCCGGCGCGCACCGUGCUGUUCGCGCAGUCGGCCGUGCCGCGUCACGCCGAACUGUGCUGGGUGCUGACCUGCCUGGCCACGCAGGCCCGCCUCGCACAUCUGCCGCAAUACCGCGAACGCACCGCCGGCGGCGGCGACCUCGGCGCCGGGCUACUGCUGUACCCGGUUUUGCAGGCGGCCGACGUGCUGCUCUACCGCGCGACGCACGUGCCCGUCGGCGCCGAUCAGCUGCAGCACCUGCAGUUGGCCGCGUUGCUCGCGCGCACGUUUCGGCACCGCUACGGCCCGGCCUUUCCGACGCCCCGCGCGUUGCUGCCCGCCGACGGCAGCGACCGCGUGCGCAGCCUGCGCGACCCCGCCAAGAAGAUGUCCAAAUCCGACCCGGACCCCAAGUCGCGCAUCGUGCUCGGCGACUCGGACGACGCCGUCCGCGCCAAGAUCAGAAAGGCCGUGACCGACUUUACGCCUCAGGUGACGUUCGACCCGGCGACGAGGCCGGGCGUGUCCAACCUGGUGCUGCUGCAGUGCCUGGCCGAGGACAAGACGCCCGAAGAGGUCACCGACGAGGCGGGGGGACUGACGACGGCGCAGUAUAAGCGCGUGGUGGCCGAAGCGCUCGUUUCCGUGCUCGGCCCGAUGCGUGCGCGCGCCGAGGAGCUGCAGUCGCGGCCGCGGCUGCUGCGCGACGUGCUGCGCCACGGGGCGGCGCGCGCUCGGCGCCGGGCCGACGCCGUGUACGCCGACGUGGCCGCGCUCACGGGUUUGGCGCCGGUCGAGCUCGUGGAGGCCGACAAGAAGCUGAAGGUUGCGUAGAAUGGAGCGUACCUCAGAGCGGGUGGUGGUGCUGGUGCUGCAUGGCCAGGUGGUCGUGGGUCGCGGGCGGAGGUGCGGGGGGUCGUUCGCGCAGUAGCGUCACGAGGUCUCGCAGCAGGUCCACGGCGUGCACGACGGCCUCGGCC
Messenger RNA from Pieris napi, 1579 nucleotides. RefSeq names its product tryptophan--tRNA ligase, mitochondrial (gene TrpRS-m). Gene Ontology annotation, molecular function: tryptophan-tRNA ligase activity; ATP binding. Gene Ontology annotation, biological process: mitochondrial tryptophanyl-tRNA aminoacylation. Lineage: Eukaryota; Metazoa; Arthropoda; Insecta; Lepidoptera; Pieridae. Gene Ontology annotation, cellular component: mitochondrion; mitochondrial matrix. Bases 246 to 1433 code for a protein of 395 amino acids. The record is from RefSeq and is a predicted model, not a curated record. The transcript is spliced from 5 exons.